Messenger RNA from Salvelinus sp. IW2-2015, 1807 nucleotides. Its product is annotated as rho-related GTP-binding protein RhoA-A-like. Lineage: Eukaryota; Metazoa; Chordata; Actinopteri; Salmoniformes; Salmonidae. Gene Ontology annotation, cellular component: cytosol. Gene Ontology annotation, molecular function: protein kinase binding; GTPase activity; GTP binding. The record is from RefSeq and is a predicted model, not a curated record. Gene Ontology annotation, biological process: small GTPase-mediated signal transduction.
GUUAGCGUUAUGGGACACAGCAGGACAAGAAGGACUAUGACAGACUGAGCCUCUCUCCUACCCCAACACUGACGUUUAUAACUCAUGUGCUUCUCUGUCGACAGCCCAGAUAGCUUAGAGAACAUUCCAGAGAAGUGGACUCCGGAGGUGAAACACUUCUGUCCCAAUGUUCCCAUCAUCGUCGUGGGCAACAAGAAGGACCUGAGGAACGACGAACACACACGCAGGGAGCUGGCCAAGAUGAAACAGGAGCCGGUGAAGUCGGAGGAGGGCAGAGGCAUGGCUAACCGGAUCAGUGCCUACGGCUGCCAGGAGUGCUCAGCUAAGACCAAGGAUGGAGUCAGGGAGGUGUUUGAGAUGGCCACCAGGGCGACGCUACAGGCCAAGAGACGUGGGAAGAAGAACGCCUGUAUGCUGUUAUAGACCCCGGCGAGAAGUUGAUCCCUGGAUACUGAUCUUGGACCAGUUUUACCCUCCCAAAAUAUAUUUGUAAUCAUUAAAGGGAUAGUGUGACGUUUUGGCAAUGACUGGAGGUCUGACAGGGUUCCCCAACUGGUGCCUCGAUUUUAUUUACCCCCCCCCCCCACACAAUUUUUCUGAGCAAAAAUUAAAUACAAGUUUACGUUAUUUUAUUGUUGGACAUAAAGACUGUUAAAAACACCUGCAAAUCAGUUCCAAGUGAUAUUGAUUUUGGAAAUCUAUACCAAAGUAUUCUCACUCGUAAUAGAGAGAUAUAUGUGAUUGUAUACAAAUGUAAGCCAGGUUUGAAAUGAUUGUUUUAGUCAGUGUAUAUAUAUAUAUCUGUUUUGGGAUUCUUGCGGUAAAUUUGCAGUCUACAUAUUAUUUGUAAUUUGUUCCUUACCAUUCGCUCAAGAAAAAAAAUCUUUCCCUGGCUGAAUCUAGUUAAUGAUCUAUGGGAUCAGCUGGCGUUAGCGCAAUCAGCUAACUGAAACCAUAGACCUCCAGUCAUUACGCUAACACUAGUUAUCAAAGGCUCACAGAACUUCAACUUCCUUUAAACUACACUCAGAGACACAACAUGUGUAUCCAUGAGUUCAUCUGACUCUGGGUAAGUAGUUAAAGGGCUUUAAUUGCCAAAAUGGUGCACUAUCCCUUUAAGGGUAGGCUUAAAACUGGUCUCAGAUCUGUGCCUGUGGGUAACGUCCCAUAUUGGCACCCUAUUCCCUAUAUGGUGCACUAUAUAGGGAAUAGGGUUCCAUUUGGAACUGGGGAGGUGAGGGGAUAGGAAGGAUUAAAUGCCCUCGAUCUGAUGCAAUUGGAUAGGUAUCAGAAAGGAAAUCAGACUUUAUUCGUCAUUUCCACAGGAUACAGAAGCGAUUCUAUAUGGAACUACUGUGUGAAAAUAGCUUGACCUGGGUCAUGUUCAUUGGGCACCGAACGGAACAAAACAGACUGAAACAGGGAGGGAUCUACCUGAACUUUUACAAUAAGAAACGCUUUAUUUAUUUUUUCAAUCUUCUAUUGCAAUACAUUUUGUUACGGUGUUUAUUAAUGAAUACAACCCUGAUGGGCUAGGUGGAAAUGUGUCUACGUUGUUGACCGUAUCCAAUCCACUAAUGCCUAGGGGUGAAGGGGCUAAGGGAGCUGGGAAAGAUACCAUGGACCGUGUUUUGAUGUGGAGCUGUGCCAUGAAGCCUAGAGGAGGAAUUGAGAAAGUCGACUGUGGCUUCCUCUCCUGGUCAACCCAGCUGGCCUUAAUUUAAACGUUCUCCUCUCCACUGCUUUUAUGUCACGAUAGACAGGAAGCUGUUAGUUUCUCCUCUCCACUACCUUUAUGUCACGAUAG